Elephantulus edwardii (Cape elephant shrew) is the source of this 504-nucleotide messenger RNA. It is a transcript of the gene TMEM229B, whose product is annotated as transmembrane protein 229B. NCBI's taxonomy places the organism in Eukaryota, Metazoa, Chordata, Mammalia, Macroscelidea, Macroscelididae. The transcript has a single exon. The coding region runs from base 1 to 504 and encodes 167 amino acids. The record is from RefSeq and is a predicted model, not a curated record.
AUGUCUUCUGCGGAACCCCUGACGGCGCUGUCCCGCUGGUACCUGUACGCCAUCCAUGGCUACUUCUGCGAGGUGAUGUUCACGGCGGCCUGGGAGUUCGUGGUGAACUUGAACUGGAAGUUCCCGGGCGUCACGAGCGUGUGGGCCCUGUUUAUCUACGGCACCUCCAUCCUCAUCGUGGAGCGCAUGUACCUGCGCCUGCGGGACCGCUGCCCCCUGCUUCUGCGCUGCCUCAUCUACACCUUCUGGACCUACCUGUGGGAGUUCACCACCGGCUUCAUCCUGCGCCAGUUCAACGCCUGUCCCUGGGACUACUCCCAGUUCGACUUUGACUUCAUGGGCCUCAUCACCCUGGAGUACGCCGUGCCCUGGUUCUGUGGGGCGCUCAUCGUGGAACAGUUCAUUAUCCGCAACACCCUCCGCUUGCGCUUCGACAAGGACGCAGAGCCCGGGGAGCCUGGUGGUCCCCUCGCCCUGGCCAAUGGCCAUGUCAAGACUGACUGA